AUGGUCUUUCUCAUGAGAUUUAGCAAAAAUGCUACUCUGCAUCGAUACCAAAUUUUCUUUUUUAAUCUUUCAUUUUUUUUUUGUUUGCGUUUGUUUCUUCUUUAUUCCUAUUUUUCUCUGGUUACAUUUCUUCUUUUAAUUUUUCAUUAUUUUUUCUUUCUUUUUUUUGCCCAUUCUCAUUUUUCUUUUUCUCCUUCUCAUUUUUGCUUUUUAUGUUUUACUUUAUUUUUCAUUCUGUGUGUCUUUCCGCUAUCAUUUUGUUUUCUUGAUUUUUCUUUUUUUCUACACAAACUAAUUUUAUCUAUUUUUUUUUCUUCUUUGGAAUAUCUUUUUUUGCUUUUUAUUUUUUUUUUAAUUUCUUCAUCACUUUCUAGUAUUUUUCUUUCCUUCUCUUUUUCCAGUUUUAUUCUUUCUCAUUUUCUUUGUUUUCUUUCUUUGUCUAUUUCCAAUUUCAUUAUUCUUUCUUUCUUAAUGCCUUUUAUUUUUCCACAUAUGGUAUUUUCUUAUCCUUUUCCUGCUUAUCAUUCCUGUCUCCUCCUCCAAUUCCUUGUCACUCCUCUCUCCUCCUCCACCUUGUCACUCCUUUCCCUCCUCCUCCUCAUUUUUCCUUGUCUUUCUCCUCUUCUUUGUCACUCCUGUCUCCUCCUCCUCUUCUUUGUCACUCCUGUCUCCCCCUCCUCUUCUUUGUCACUCCUGUCUCCCCCUCCUCUUCUUUGUCACUCCUGUCUCCCCUCCUCUUCUUUGUCACUCCUGUCUCCCCCUCCUCUUCUUUGUCACUCCUGUCUCCCCUCCUCUUCUUUGUCACUCCUGUCUCCCCCUCCUCUUCUUUGUCACUCCUGUCUCCCCCUCCUCUUCUUUGUCACUCCUGUUUCCUCCUCCUUGUCACUCCUCCUACAUCCUUUUCUUCUUUGUCGCUCCUGUCACCUCCUCCUCCUCUUUGUCGCUCCUGUCACCUCCUCCUCCUCUUUGUCGCUCAUGUCUCCUCCUGCUCUUCUUUGUCGCUCCUUCUACAUCCUUCUCCUCCUCUCCAUUGUUAAUCAAUUUCUUUCAUCACUCCUUUCUCCUAUUUUCUAUGCCUCCUUUUGUCACACCUUCCUCCUCCUCCUUUCUUUCUAUUCUCCACCUAAUUCCCUAUCUUUUUUAGUCUCUCUUUUUGCCCUCUUCUUCCUUUCUUUUACACUUGUCACUCCAUUCUCCUCAUGUGUUCUCUCCUUUUUCUGA
Molecule: messenger RNA, 1221 nt
Organism: Acanthosepion pharaonis
Lineage: Eukaryota; Metazoa; Mollusca; Cephalopoda; Sepiida; Sepiidae
Source: the annotation of a GenBank genome assembly